AUGAAAUACUACUCUCACUAUAGAAUGCGCGAUCACUAUUGGCGUCAAUACGAGAAAAUCUGCCAUCGUUGCCUUGUUAAUUAUGACUUCAUUGGUAAGCUGGAGACUUUGUCAGAGGACGGUCCAUCUCUACUAAAAAUGGCGGGCAUCCGUGACCGAGUAGCUUUCCCGCCAAUCCACCAACAUACAAGAGGCGAUGAGGUUCUGAAGUAUUGCUCUAAGUUUCCGCCUGACGACACCAAGCAGAUUGGAGAACUGUAUUUUAGCAAUUUUGCGAUGUUUGGAUACGAGUUUCUGGGCCCUGUGAAGUCAAAUGUGAAAAACUCUUGA
This is a messenger RNA of Porites lobata, 330 nucleotides long. The record is from the annotation of a GenBank genome assembly. Lineage: Eukaryota; Metazoa; Cnidaria; Anthozoa; Scleractinia; Poritidae.